This is a messenger RNA of Lytechinus pictus (painted urchin), 6575 nucleotides long. RefSeq names its product cold shock domain-containing protein C2-like. Gene Ontology annotation, biological process: regulation of mRNA stability. Bases 376 to 780 code for a protein of 134 amino acids. The record is from RefSeq and is a predicted model, not a curated record. Gene Ontology annotation, cellular component: cytoplasm. The transcript is spliced from 5 exons. Gene Ontology annotation, molecular function: mRNA 3'-UTR binding. Lineage: Eukaryota; Metazoa; Echinodermata; Echinoidea; Temnopleuroida; Toxopneustidae.
GGGAGCUCUCUGGGUUAUGCAGUAUUUAGCUUAUAGUACAAAGCUCAUGCAGUAAUCCUGCGCGACUUUUCAGACGAGUGCCGUGGCAAAAACUCCGGUAAAUAAUCCAAGAAUCUAGCUUUAUCUAUCUACCUGAAGUAAGUCAUGUAGAUCUAUAUUCAAGGGACAAGCCAAUGCAAAGUCCACCCCACCCAAGGGUUCAUUACAUGCCGCCGCGCACAGAAAAUUCAAGCCAUAGAAGUCGUGUGUUGUGGACCCAAGAAGUGAGAUCCCAGCACGCGCGACCCACUAGUUAGAAAUCCACUGCCAAACGCGGUUCGUGGUGCGAGAAUUAGCAAGUGGAAGGAGACCAUUUGAAGACCAUCAUCAGUGACCAUGUCAGAAGCACAAGCAUCUGCUCCUCCAGGUUCUCCAGAGAAGACAUCACCGAGCAAACAGCAUGCCAAACUGCCCUUCUUGGUUCCAAGUCCUGUUCCAUGCAGACGAACCAGAACAACCUCCAUGUCUAGGAUAGCCUCUGAGGGUCCCAUCAAGACCGGUGUAAUCACUGAGUUUGAAAGGAGCAAAGGUCAUGGCUUCAUCAAACCAGAUGAUCGUGACUCAACAAUAUUUGUUCACAUCUCAGACAUUGAAGGUGAAUAUGUCAUAUGUGCUGGUGACCGGGUGGAGUUCAGGGAAUGCCCCCUUCCUCCCAAGAUGACAGAGAAACAAGCUGUUGAAGUAAUGCUCACCCAGCUCAAUCCAAGCUCAAAACAUGAGCGCUGGAAUAGCGCAGAAUGACCAUAGACACCUGCUAACUUAGUCAUAGUGCAAUGACUUUAGUGCAUAAGGACAAUCAUAAGGUACUUAGGAAAAUAGUUGGAAUGACUUUUGGUUGGAUAUUUUAGCUCUGUAAGGUUGCAUAAAAAUUUCAGUAAUAGGGGUAUGACAACAGAAAAGAUGCUGAAGGUGAUUCCUACUCCGCCUCUUUUGCUUUCUAACCAUCCAAUUUCAGUAAGGGGAAUAAGAAGAGAAAAAAUACUGAGUAGGAAUCUUCAACAUCUUUUUUUUUUCCAACCACACCUUUUGCUUUCUAACCAUCCCAUUUCAGUAAGAGGGGAUAAAAACACCAAAAAAAAUGCCCGGCGACGAGUUGGGACAUUCGGUAUCACGCUCGGUGUUGGUCUUUCUGUCUGUCCGUCCACUAACUUUUCCUUGUAAACGCAAUAACUUCAGUUUAACUUAAUCUAGGCUUAUAUAACUUGGAGUGUAUGAUACCAGCAUGAAUCCCAGGAAGCCUAUUGGCUAUGAGGUCAAAAGGUCAAUGUUUCCAUCUUACCCUUCUGAAGUCCUUGUUAAUUUAAUUGAAUCGAAUUGAAUUGAAUCGAAUAACUUUAUUGUCCAUAAAGGAAAUUCUUCUUUCACUGGUUUACACACAAGUAGAUACAACAUAUAUACACAGAACAAAACAAAAGAUGUUGAAAACAUGUCAACAUGAGGAAAUAACUCCAACUCAGGUAUACAUGGUACACUCAAAAAUUUACAAUACACAAGUUUUUGAAAUACAAGUCAAGGUUAAUUGGUUUAGGAAUAAAUUCAUAUUCUAGAAUAAUCAUGUUUAGUUAUACAAGUACUGUAGUUAUCGGCAAGAAGUAAUGGAUCAAGCGUUAACUUUAGUUUCACUUAACCUAGGUUCAUAUAAUUGAGUGUGUAUGAUACUAGCAUAGAUCCCAGGAAUUCCAUUGAUUUUGAGGUCAAAGGUGAAGUCGCCACCUCCAGUUUCCGCGUGACAGGCAGGCGCAUUAUGUGCUCAUUAGCGACACUCUUGUUCUUGCUAGGUAUCCCAUUUCCUAAAAGAAGACAACUGAAGAGGGUUCAUGAUGAAAGUUUCAGCCAGAAGUGUUUCUCCUAGCUUUAGAGUGGUCCCUAAAACUACAUCUAUAAUCAGAUAGACUUGAACUUUUACAAUUAACUGUGAGAAGACACCUUUUGAAGGUUAUAUUACCCAAGUGUCAUAUCUAUUUUAUAGUAAUUGUUAUUAUUAUCCAUACGGGUACAUUAUAUGUCUGGACAGGUUGUAUGUCCUCUCAAAAGAGCUAUAUGAUUAGAGAACUUUAUUUACAAAUAUUACCAUCUCAAUACUCAAAACAAAGUUUGAUGUUUCAAGUACAAUUGCACAAAAUUAACUAGAAUCUACUGAAAUUUUGCACCUGAGAUAUAUUUUGUGACAUCUAUAUAUAGCAGUAAAAUGAAAAAUACCAUGGUUGGUUCACUGAUAUAAUUCUGAUCUACCAUACUCGUUCCUUAUCAUCUUCAUUAUCGACCUGUCUAUAUUGAACCCCAUCUUCAUAUUCCAGCUAUGGGAAGCAUUUAUGUGAUGGUAGAAACAUUGUAUAAAAUACCCCAUUAGAGCUGUAGAUAAUGUUGUUUUACAUGUAAGUAGAAUACAUCACUCAUAUAGCCCCCCUCCUUCUUCUGGCAAAACAAAAGGGGAAAAAUAGGUGUUUUUUCUCUCUUUCUUCCUCUUGGUAUUUAUUCUUUCUGAAUGCAAAAAGCAAUGGGCAUAGUGCCAUACAAGUCGAUGUAGAUCCAGUGUAGUCAUGUUUUGUACUAUUUACAUGAAAGUUUAAAAAAAAGCCAUGUAUGUAUGCCCCAUGAAAGUCCCCAGUAUAUUUUUUGCAUGUGGGAACUGGAUAGGAUGAUAUGUGCAAAAUGUCUAAAGAAGCAAUGUUAUAGGUAAUGAUGAUAUAUAUUAUUACUCUUUAUUGUGCAGCAAAUGUUCAAAUGUAUUAUAUAUACUAUGUAGUAUUUGAACUGUCAAAGUCUAGUUCAGAAAUGACACAUGUCCCAAACGCAACAUUUUUGUGUAGGCACCUAUGGUAUUAAUUAGUAGUGGCAGAAAAGUGUUGGACAGAUAGGAAGCAUUAUUUUGUCACCAGGGCUCUCUAAAACAAAGGUUAGCAAUCAUUCCCAAAGUGGCCCUGUCCAAUCAAGAUGACGGUUGCAUGGGCUUUAGUUCAAAUCUCUGACAAGGAACCAAUCAAAAUUAUUCUUCAUAUUUGCAAUCUUUUGCAGACUUUUGUAAUAUGGGGCCCUGAUUGGGAAACGCUAUUGAAAAAUCCAACUCUGUUAGUGCAAAAUAUGAUGAUAUGACUGAGUAAAUUGGUACAGGUUUUAACAAGUGUUCUCAAAUUAUUAUAGAGAUGUACAUUGUAUUCAAACAUUGGAAACAUCACUCAUUUGUCACCCCAUAUCUCAAUGAGACAUUAGAAUUGAUUUUAUUCCUAAUCACAAGGUAUUUUUGAUAUUUUUUACAUGUAUCAUGUUCUUGUAUAAAAAUCUGUUUAUAUUUAGCACACUAUGGAGUAUUUUAGCCUUUUAGGCAGAAGAUUCACAAUUUACCUGAAGCACAAUAUAUUUUGUAUAAUACUGAUUAUUGUACUAAUUUUAGAAGUAAGCUACAUAUAUACCAUAUAGUUGUAAUUUGUUUAGUGUCUUAUUUUUACUGUAAUUACAAUUUAUUUUGUAAGAUAUUCUGAUGAUUGAAAGAAUUUUGUUUAUUAGUAAAAUAGAGUAAGUUGUACGUUGUUUUGUUUGUAAUGUCACAUUUUUUUGGUUUGGUGUGAUUUUGGAAAUGUAAUGAUUGCAUCAUGAAGAUGUAUUAAUUGAUAGAAUUUGUAUCAACCAUACUUCCCCAACAUUAGGUUCUAUUAUGACAUAUUUGCAUAAUAGAUUAUAAUGAUUUUACUAUUAAUAGUUCUAAAUUAAUUCAAACUACAACAACAUUUAAAUGACUCGCUAUUUUGUGAACAAUAUUUGCAAUAAUUUUCCCUGAAAUCAUCUAUGUUGUUUAAAAAAAGUUUUAUUAUCAACCUGUGCUUGAUUGUUCACAUUUGUCGAUUAAUUUUGCAUUCCAUUUAUUCCAUUUUGUGACAUUCCCACAUUUUGGAUUUAGGGCUACUCUCUAUAUUGUAUACAAAGUAGAAACUAUCAAACUAUGUAAUGAAAACAAUAGGUAACUUAAGUACAAACAUAAGUUAUUUGAAGAAUCAUGCUUAAUAUUAUACUGUUUGAGUUGGGAGAGAAGAAAAGAGAUAGCUUUUGUUUGACAUCUUGUAAUCUCUUAACAUGAAAUUAGAUGAUUUAAAGAUGAAAGGGGAUUUAUACAUUUUCACCCCAAGUAGAAUUUAGCAACAAGUAUUUCAUUAAAAAUAAUGUUGCAGUGUAAUUGCCCAACAUUGCAGCGGAACAUUUGUUUUAUUGGUAAUGUGAUUCUUUUAUUUUUUCAUUCGAAAGAAUCAGAAAGAGGCAGAUUGCUGCUAUACAUUGGUCAUUUUUUACAUGACAAUCCUCACAAUAGAUAUUUGUAACUUUGUAGAAAAGGGAUAUAUAUUUCAUGAACUGACAUUUUUAUUUUUUUAAAUCCCAACAAAACAAAAACAAAAUCAUGAGACUAGCCAACUUGGAAAAAGUGGUUUCUGUACCAUUUGCCCCUAAAGGUGAUGUAAUUAUGCAUUCAAGAUGUCAAAUUGUUUAUUGACUAGUGAUAAUUUCCUGUACUUUUUUAGAAAGGUUAGAUUAUCAAGAAAUGUGAUAUAUAAAAAAUGAGGAGUCCACCUUUCAUUGUUUGUAGGAUGGGAUUGGAUCCAUAUUAGGAAUUAGGAAUAUAUGAAACAUAUUUGUACAUUUUCCCAGACCAAAGACAUUUGUAAGACACAUUUGUAAAACACUUGUCUUUUUUACUGUGAUUUCUUUCUGUGAUAUUUUUCUUAACAUAGUUACAUCGUGCAAUGGUGAAACGAUGUGUAUUUUGUCAUUUUGUAUACUCUAAAAUGUAAUUCAGUCAUUGAUCAUAUUGAUGCAUUAAAUAUAUUUAGUAUGCACAUUGAUUGCACACAUAUUUGACUGUGUGUGCUCUAAAGAGGUCCACGAUGAUAUUUCAUUCAGUAUACACAUCAGUAGUACAGUAUGUACAUUUGUAAGUGUAGUUUUUAAUGACAUUAUUAUACUACAGAAAAUAACUUUGUAUUUCUGUUUCCAUCCUGUUCUCCCUGGUGUAGGAUUUUUCAUAUAACAAUUUCAGGUUUUAAAGAAUUACAUUCCAGGGAAAUUUCACUCAAGGAUUUAGACUUUGAACAAGUUUGAUUUAUAUUAAUAAAGUAUACAGGGUUUGUCAAAAGAAUUAUGGGUAGACUGUAGAAAAACGAAAAGGGGAACAACUCAAAUGCUGAUAAAAUCUCAUCGUUUUCUAUGAUAUUGAAAGAAUCUCAGUAAAGGGAUUAAAAGCCAGAUACAUAGAAAAAAGGAAUAGAUCAAUGAAUUUACAAAUGAAAACAUUUCAGAACAUUCCCCUUUUACUCAUACUCUUAGCAUUAGAUGCUUCCACAAAAGCUGGAUUUCUUAAUUCACAAGAUUUCUAAAAUAAAUGUCUUUUUGUAAUGAUGUAAAACAGUAAACAUAUACAUGUACCUGUGGGAAGUAUAAAUGCAAUAUCCCUAGUCACCUAUGCCACUCCCAUACAGUGACUGCAUCCAUGUCAAUAUGUUUAACCCUCUCAUCCCCUCCCAAUACACUUAUUGACCAGGGCCCCGUCUUACAAAGAUUUACGAUUGAUCCGAUCAAUCUGAAGUGUAUGGAAAUCCAUCAACCUCAUAAUUUUUUCAUCAGGAAAUUUGCACAAUGUCCUUUGAAAACAAAGAGAAACACACUGAAUUUUCAACAAAGCUAUGAAUGUAUGAAGAGACACCAUAUCUAGAAAAUGUUUUGAACAAAUGUGAAUUUUUUAUGUUGACGUUGCUGGUUUUCCAUAGUUGUGGUUGAUUGGAUCAAUCGUAACUCUGUUAGAUGGGUCCCAGUUGUUAGAAACUCUCUGUUUAUGCAUACUAGUAUCUAUAGUUCUCUUUUCAGUUUGUAUUGUUUGUUUGUUUCUAUAUCCUCUUGCAAUCUAAGUACUAAAAAUACUUUUAUUAAUGAAGUAAUACAGACAAGUUUAUUUAAAUCUGUUCUCUUGAGACCACAGGAAUAUGUUCAGACUUGAAGCAUUUUCCUUGUAAAUAACACUUCUUUGCACAAUUUGGUCUGAAAAAUUACAUUUUCUCUUCGGCAUAUAAUUGACUUAGGGGGAGGGGGUUGCAAGACAAUAUUUGCAAUCAAUUGCAAAUAUUCUGUUCCAAUUUUACAAUUGAUAGAUCAAUUUUAACUCCCCAAUAGACAUGGUUGACUUUGAAUGCAGGCUCUACCGUUUAUGAUGUAAAGUACAGUUGGCACUCUAUUCAUGAUGUUUGUACAUUUGAAGAUGGUCAAACUUUGCAGCAGUUCUCAUGCUGUGAAGUUUAUUAAGAUUAUUCUGAUUGCUUUCGUGAUGUCAUUCUUGCACUAUAUUUUUAUUUUAACUGAUCAUGUAACCCAUGAAGACAGUACAUCAUUACGAUCAUAUAAAUUGUUAUUGUCAUCUAAUUUGUUUAUUUUAAUUAUUCUGAAAUGUUAAUGCUUUUGUAAUGGCAUUCCUGCUCUAUGUUUGGCUAUAAACUGAUCGUGAAACCGAUGCUAACAGUAUAUCUUUAUGGUCAUAUAAAUGUAGGUCAUUAUAUUCAUGA